CUUCUGUCUAUUUUGUCUGUUCAGCGGAAAGUUAUGUUAGAGAGUUACUGUUAAGAAUUAUUUUUAACCUUUGCAUCGCGGGUAAUUCAAAUUCUUAGUUUGAGAUUUUGUCUCUUAGGACUGAAUCAUGUCUGUUAUUGAGAAAAUGUCCAUUAUGGGCAUUAGAAGUUUUGGGCCUGAAGACAGUAAUCGACAGGUCAUUGAAUUUUUCAAGCCUCUUACAUUAAUCCUUGGACCUAACGGCUCAGGAAAAACUACUAUUAUCGAGUGCUUGCGUUACAUGACAACUGGAGACCCACCACCAAAUAGUGAUCGAGGUGGAUCCUUUGUACUUGAUCCUAAGUUUGCAGGCGAACAAGAAGUCAAAGGACAAGUGAAAUUGCAGUUUCGUGACGUACUAGGAAAAAAGGUUAUUGUAACACGAUCUCUGUUGGCUUCACAAGCGGUGAAAAAAAUAACAUUAAAGACAUUAGAAGGAAGCAUAACACGUUAUGGUGCUAACAAUGAGAAAAUUCAUUUAAGUUCCAAAUGUGCUGAAAUUGAUACUGAAAUGAUUGGCUCUUUAGGAGUGUCAAAAGCAAUUUUAAACAAUGUCAUCUUUUGCCACCAGGAAGAAUCUAAUUGGCCUUUGAGUGAAGGUCGAGCUCUAAAACAGAAGUUUGAUGAAAUCUUUGCUGCUACUCGAUACAUUAAAGCUUUAGAAGAAAUUAGAAGUAUCAGACAAAAAAAAAUGUCCGAUAUCAAAAUAUUUGAAACAGAGGUUGAAUCUUUGAAGACUAACAAACGUAAAGCUGAAGAGUUUCAAAAAGAGUUGGAGAAAACUGAAACUCGUCUUGCUGCUUGUAAGGAUACUGUUCAAGAUGUGAAUGCAAGAUUAAAACCUAUAAAUGAAAAAUUGAGGGAAUUACAAAUAAAACAGAAUGAAAUUGGAGCACUUCAAGCUUCACUUGAAAAAAAUUUAGAUCUAAUUAAAAAGUAUGAGAAAGAUGAACAUGAUCUGAGGAAGACUAUUAAAGAUUUGUUCACUGGUAAUAAAGAAGACCUUGUAUAUGAAAUGCAGAAUUUUAAUUCUGUUAUGGAACAAAAGAAAAGUGAUCUUGACAAGAUCAAACGAGAAACUUCUAUUAUUGAAAAGAGGCUUCAGACUGACAUGAAGAUAAAAUCUCAGCUACUAGAAGAACUUGGCAAACUGAAAGCUGAUCAUGAUCAUUACAAAAAACUUAUUGCACGUCGAGAUUCUAAGUUGAAAUCAUUACGGCAAAAUCUAGGCUUAGGAGAUUUUGGAUUUGAUGAUGAAGAUGAACCAUUGGUUGAAUCGCAAGUAACCAGUAUAUUACAGCAGCUGAAACAAAGAAAUGAAGCAUCUCAGAAAGAGUUUUCAAACUGCAAAACAAAGCAUGAAAGUAUUGAGAGUGAGAUUCAAAAUAAUAUUGAAAAGAAACAUAUUGAAAAAGCUCAAAAGCAGCAAAAACUUAUUACUAGUAAUGAACAGAUGGCAAAGAAUAAAACUGCUAUUCGCAAUAUAAAAGAAGAAAUAAGUCGUAUAGAUUCCUUAUCAUCUCAGCAGGACAUUUUAGAAGGCGAUCUCAAAGAAGCAGAAGGUGAACUAAGCAAUUUGGAAGGUCAUAUUAAUGUUGAUGAUUUGCGUAAUCAACUGUCUGAAAAACAGAAUAAAAGGAAUGGGAUUGAAUCGCAGCUUUCUGCUUUGAACCGUGAAAUCAAUGAGCUGCAUAAAGAAAAUCAAACAAGAACUGAAAUAGAUAUAGUUAAAAAAGAUAUUAGUUCUAAACAAGAAGCAAUUAAUAAAAUAUUGAGUCGCCAUAGGGAAACUAUUGUGCAUCUUCUUCAAGAAUUACCUGAAGAUGGUAUCCACGAAAAACUUACUACUUUAAUAAAUUCACUGAACCAAAAAAUUCAGAAAAUGAAUAAAGAUUUGGAGAAAGAACGUGGUCUUCUGUCUUCGCUUGAAACAACAAAAGAAUUUCACAAGAGCCAGUUAUUGGCUAAAGAGGAAACUUUAUCUGAAAAUCAAAAAAAGAUUUUUGAUUUAUGUGGAAGUCAAGACUAUGAUUACAAUAUAACUUCUUUGAAAAAUAUGAUUAAAGAGCUUCAGGAUGAAAAGGGGGCAUUAACUGGAAGUUUGUACCUUUAUAAUAAAUAUGUAGAAAAAUUAGAAAAGCCUCGUCCGUGCUGCCCUCUUUGUACGAGAGCUUUCCAGGCUGAAGAGGAAGCUCAGUCAUUGAUAAAAGAUUUGCAAAGGAAACUACAAUCAGUACCUGCUACACUUGAUCAGAAAUCAAAAUUAAUAGCAUCAAAGGAAAAAAUUCUGAAUCAGAUGUUGGAGCUGAAACCUAUAAAAGAGACUGCUAGUGUUCUUGCUGAGAAAGAAAUACCGGAGUUGAAAAAGAAAAUAGAGGUGGUUACAGCUGAUAUAACAAAAUCUACCUCUAAAAUAAAUGAGUUAGAGGAAGUCUUGGAUGACAUAAACAGUGACUUGAAGACAGCAUCUAAUAUUAUUCCUGAUGUUAUUCAGAUUGGUCAAACUCAGCGUGAUAUAGAACGACUUACAAGAAAUUUGACAUUUUUAAAAUCACAGAUUGCUAAUAAAGAUCUUUCACGGAAUGUUCAACAAGCUGUUGAAGAACAAAAUUCUCUUCAGCAAGAAGUGAAGUGCAUAGCUCAAGAAAUUGAUUUGAUUCAACAGAAGAUUAAUGACUUCAGAGAACAAGUGCAAGUAUUGAAAGGAAGGAUAAAUGAUUUAAAGGCUAAAAAAAUUAAAAUGUAUACUGACUUACAGAAAAAAAGUUCCUUGAUUGAACAGCAUGAAGCUUUGAUAAAAGAAAACUCCCAUUUAGCUGAAGCUGCAAAGGAAGCUAAGUCAACUGUGACAUCUUUAGAAACUCAAUUAAAUAAAUUAAAUAAAGAGAAAGAAGCUGCUUUGAAAGUGAAAGAACAGGAACUUGAAGUAAUCAGAUCAAAGAUUAAAGAAGAGGAUAAAGAAAUGGAGGUUCUUGAAGAUAUAUCAAGAGAAAUACAAAAAUACAUCAAGGGGAAUAGAGAAAGAAAAUUAGUGGAGCACCAAGAUAAAUUAGGCAAUAUAUCAAGCGAAAUAGAUAAGAAAAAAGAAGCAAUAAACAAAUGCUCUCUUGAGGAAAAGAUGUUAAAUGAAGAUAUAGCCUCUCAGAAACUGAAAUACCGGGAUUUAGAAGAUAAUAUGAAACUUAUAGAAAUAAUUGAGAAGAUUGGCCAAAUGAGGGAAAAAUGCCAAACAUUAAAAAGUAAAGUUGGAGAUUGUGACAUCAGAUCUUUAUUGAACAAUAUAGAUAAAUUAACAAAAGAUGUAAAGUUAUUGACACGAGAGCAUGAUGAAGCUGUAGGACGAGAAAAUGUUUUGAAAGAAAAAAUCAGAGAUUGGAAAAAACAGCUUGAAGAUAGUAUGUUCAAAGAUGCUGAAAAAAAGCAUAAAGACAAGUGCAUUGAAUUAAGGACAACUCAGCUAGUAUGUGAGGAUUUAAGCAAGUAUUAUGUUGCAUUGAACAAAGCUAUUAUAAAUUACCACCAGAUGAAAAUGUGCGAAAUUAACAAAAUUAUUAAAGAUCUGUGGCUUAGAACUUAUGCAGGGAAUGAUAUUGAUUACAUUGAGAUACAAUCUAAUGAAGAUGGAGAAUGUGGUUUAGAGAAAGCUCGAAGACAAUACAAUUAUAGAGUAGUUAUGUUCAAGGGAGACACAGCUACUGAUAUGAGGGGUCGAUGCAGUGCUGGUCAAAAGGUUUUAGCAUCGCUAAUAAUACGUUUGGCACUGGCUGAAACAUUUUGUCUGAACUGUGGAAUAAUAGCCUUGGAUGAACCAACUACUAAUCUUGACCGGGAGAAUAUCUCCAAACUUGCUCGUGCAUUAGUCGAAAUUGUACAGUCACGUUCUCAGCAGCAAAAUUUCCAACUUAUUAUUAUUACUCAUGAUGAAGAUUUCAUUGAGCGCCUAGGAAGAUCAAAUAUUGUUGAUUAUUUUUAUAAAGUCUCAAAAGAUGCUAAUACAUUCUCUAAAGUAUCAAAGUUGUACAUAUCAGAUAUUGCCUGAAGAAGAAAAGCAACCCGAAUAUUGCCUUGAAAUGUAAUUAUUCUGUUGCAUAUGAUGUAUAGGUAUUUUAAUUAAAAUAAAUAAUUAUUUUUCAUUAAA
Molecule: messenger RNA, 4177 nt
Organism: Stegodyphus dumicola
Lineage: Eukaryota; Metazoa; Arthropoda; Arachnida; Araneae; Eresidae
Gene: rad50
Product: DNA repair protein rad50
Biological process (GO): telomere maintenance via telomerase; telomere maintenance via recombination; chromosome organization involved in meiotic cell cycle
Cellular component (GO): Mre11 complex; condensed nuclear chromosome; nucleus
Molecular function (GO): G-quadruplex DNA binding; ATP hydrolysis activity; single-stranded telomeric DNA binding
Source: RefSeq, a predicted model, not a curated record